UAUACAACACACUAUGUGCAAAACAAAAGUAGCGUUUGAUAUUUACGUUGUCUUUUCGCUCUGUAAACCUUAACCCCGUUUCAUCUCAACAAAAGGACAGUGAGGUAUAGAGUCAUAAACAAAAUCAAAUAAUUUUGGCAGUCUUUUAUCUGCCAACGUGAAGUGAUUGAAUCGAAUUCAUUUUGCUUCCUUGUGAUGUGCUGUUACUCUCGUUGGGUUGAAUUGCUCGGUGUUUAGGUCUUGUUUACUUGUUCAGGAAGUGCUGUUCUAAUAUUGAUAGUGCGAUAUCAAGGUGUUUUUGCGUACAAUUUUUUCACGAGCAGAAGAAAAAUGUUGGAUGUUCCUAGUGAUAAAAAGGUACGUGGCCACCAGCGUGUGCCAUCGGAUACCAAAGAAUUUCACGAGGCUACAAAACGUGACGCCCUGAUACGUUUGCGCAAAGAUUUGGAUAAUCUUCUCAUAACGGCCGAUGAUGCCAAAAAGCAAAACCUUCAGAAGGAGAUGUGUGGCUUUGAAGCGUUGUAUCAUCGUUUUCUGCAGGAGGAUGGGCCAUCGGUAGAAUGGGACCGUAUUCAAAAACUACCCGGAGAAGCGGUUAAGGAUUAUUCCAGUUUAAAAACACCACAGGAGUCCGAAAUUCGUGGAAUGUUGGACAAGCUGGUCGUCGUAAAGUUGAAUGGUGGUCUUGGUACGUCAAUGGGUUGUCACGGACCGAAAAGUGUUAUUCCUGUGCGCAAUGAUCUAACAUUCUUGGAUUUAACUGUGCAACAAAUCGAACACUUGAACAAAACUUACAAUGCCAAUGUUCCCCUGGUUUUAAUGAAUUCGUUCAACACUGAUGAGGAUACUGAAAAGGUUAUUCGCAAGUACAAAGGCUUUCAGGUUCAAAUCUAUACUUUCAACCAAAGCUGUUAUCCUCGCAUAAGUCGUAAUUCAUUGCUGCCAGUAGCGAGAGAUUUCAACAUUGAUAGUGAUAUGGAAGCGUGGUAUCCUCCGGGUCACGGUGAUUUUUACCAAGCUUUUCAAAAUUCUGGAUUACUCAGAAAGUUUAUUGAGGAAGGACGGGAGUAUUGUUUCUUGUCUAACAUCGAUAACCUUGGAGCCACAGUGGAUAUUAAUAUUUUAAAUCGAUUGCUUGGUGACGAUCGACAGGGUGAUAAACACAUUGAAUUCGUUAUGGAAGUAACGGAUAAAACGCGCGCUGACGUCAAAGGUGGUACACUGAUCCAGUAUGAAAACAAGUUACGGCUGCUGGAAAUCGCUCAGGUUCCCAAGGAACACGUUGAUGACUUCAAGUCUGUUAAGACAUUUAAGUUUUUCAACACCAAUAACAUUUGGGCUCGAUUAGAAUCUAUUGAACGUGUUCUUGAUGCUCGGACCAUGAAUAUGGAAAUAAUUGUUAAUAACAAAACCUUGGAUAACGGCAUGCGUGUUAUUCAGCUCGAAACUGCUGUAGGAGCAGCGAUGAAAUGUUUUGAUGGUGGAAUCGGCAUCAAUGUACCACGUUCACGUUUCUUACCAGUCAAAAAGACUUCCGAUCUACUGUUGGUGAUGUCGAAUUUAUAUAGUCUCAAGUAUGGAUCGUUGGUGAUGUCUCCACAGCGCAUGUUUCCCACAACACCACUGGUAAAAUUAGGAGAUAAUCAUUUCAGCAAGGUUAAAGAGUUUCUUGGUCGGUUUGCCAAUAUCCCGGAUUUGAUAGAAUUAGAUCACUUAACUGUAUCAGGAGACGUUACGUUUGGUCGUGGUGUCUCUUUGCGAGGCACUGUCAUCAUUAUAGCUAAUCAUGGCGAUAGAAUCGAUAUACCAGCUGGAGCGAUACUUGAGAACAAAAUUGUAUCCGGUAAUAUGCGUAUUCUGGAUCACUAAACGAGCAGAAGUAGAGCAAUGCUUGAAAUACAAAUAUCUACUCAGGAUUUUCUGUAGACACAAAGUAAGUCAUAUUCAUUCUAGACAUUGUAGUGCAAUGUGCUGCUGAUAUAGUAUAGGUGAGGGUGGGAAAACUUACCAACUCGCAUGCUAUUCUGGUUUAUUUUUUCUGUCACCACCAAAAUUCAUCGAUUUUAAAUGAAAUGUUUUUUUUUUUAAUUGCUCAAAGCAACUUAGGUUUUGAAAAGUGUACCGUACAAUUGAAAAUAAUUAAAAACAGUUGUUCAUGUUUAUCGUUAAAUAAAUUAUGUCGCAUAGUAAA
Molecule: messenger RNA, 2191 nt
Organism: Wyeomyia smithii (pitcher-plant mosquito)
Lineage: Eukaryota; Metazoa; Arthropoda; Insecta; Diptera; Culicidae
Gene: UGP
Product: UTP--glucose-1-phosphate uridylyltransferase
Exons: 4
Coding region: 331-1869 (512 amino acids)
Biological process (GO): UDP-alpha-D-glucose metabolic process; glycogen metabolic process
Cellular component (GO): cytoplasm
Molecular function (GO): UTP:glucose-1-phosphate uridylyltransferase activity
Source: RefSeq, a predicted model, not a curated record